Molecule: messenger RNA, 2160 nt
Organism: Diaporthe amygdali
Lineage: Eukaryota; Fungi; Ascomycota; Sordariomycetes; Diaporthales; Diaporthaceae
Exons: 3
Coding region: 1-2160 (719 amino acids)
Source: RefSeq, a predicted model, not a curated record
AUGGAGUCGGACAAUUCCUCGGUUGAGGCGCCCAAAAGCCCCCCUGUCAACAAGUCGCCCGCCACAGAGCAGACGCCCCCCAUCGAGCCCAAGAAGACGCCAGAGACGUCCCCAGACAAGGGCGCUGUCGCAUCAAAUGCCCCCAGCCCACAAUCAGAGAAGCGCGAGCCAGAGAAGAAAGCCGCUUUGGACGUACAAGAGCUGCCAGCGUCAGAGCUGAUAGUAAGCAUGUCCGAUACGGCCAAACCCCUGGACAACAAGGCAUAUUCAUUCCUCAAGGAACCUCCUAUUGAUGACGAGGACACCGGCAACGACGACAAUUUGAGCCCUCCACCAGAGUCCAUGAGCGGUAUUUCCAGCGGUGAUGUUGUCAUGAAUGAGGGCUCCCAGGAUGAGAUCGUUGUCGGCUCUGCCAACAAUGACGGCACGCCUAAGGCUGAAGCUCUCGCCGCCCUUUCUGACAAGGAGUCGUCUGCCAUCAUGGACAUUGACGGAGUAGAGGACAAGUCUGUCCCUGCCACCUCCAACUACCCCAAGCGUAAGCGGUCUUAUGUCUUCGGUGAUCUUACCGAGGACAAUAUGAACAAGAGCUUGCUUGCCGACGAGACCGACGACGAGGCUUCUCCUGCUCCAGGCCCUGCAACAGUGACCAGAUCGGCCAAGGGCCCUCGUACAACUCACGGCCUUGCUAGCGUCAAGGGCGUGACUAUUGGUUACUGGCGCGAGUCCAAGGCACCGAUUGGAGACAAGCAUAUUGUUAAGGGCUUUAUCGACUCCCGAGACCGCCUUCGUACACGUGUUCAGCCCUGCAAUCGGGAGGGCAAAGUUGUCACCGACCUUUACCCUCUGAAUCCUGGACCCGGAGGCAGCUGGGUCACCUUUGAGAAGAUCGUCUUCGACAAUCACCUUGUGCACCUCGACCAGACCCAGGUCAAGGAGUAUGUCAAGAUCCGAUCCGACAUGGAGGACGCCGAUAACGACGGCGGUGCUAAUGACACAGCUGCCGUCCAGCAAGCCAUUGCACGCUGCAAGGCCCGGGGCCCCCAGGUGGAAGGUGCCCAGCCGCCGCAGAUAGCCUAUGGCGUCGACAUCCCUGAACAUGCUCUCCACCGUCCUGAGAAGCGUCGACGCAUGGGCGCGUCGUCCUCUGCCAAUGCGACCCCGGUUGCGAAGGCUGCCCACGCCAACUCACAGCCUCCAGUCGCUGAUCUUCACGGAACCCGUCCCACCAAGAUCCUCCUCGGCUUCUGGAAGGGCUCGGCCGAGCCAGAUGACCAGGACAAACACGCUGUCUUCGGAAUCCUUGGAAACAACGACAUGUUCCGUGUCAAGGUAGGCCGCGAGACUCGCGAUGGCCGACCGCUGCAGAGCAAUUUCCCAUCGGGCGCGGGCGCGUUGUGGCUCUCCUUUGACGAAUAUCAGAUCGAGGACUACCUCGAGGGUCUCAGCCGAAUGGAGUUAAAGGAGUACUGUCGUGUUCGCCAGUACCAGAUGGACCAUGGAGAGCGGCCUGAAGACAAGGAUGAAAACCGGAAGGUCGCCAUCAACGAAGCGCGCGCGCGCGUUGCUGCCGGCUUCACCAAGCCCGAGCCCAGAGAGCACCCCAUGCCGUCCAAUGCCAACGGCAAUCUUGGCGAAGGCCCUCACCUUGAUGCCGUCCUCAAACAGGAGGCUCCCACUCACGAGACCCGUCAAGCCCACGCUCGCCGCUCGCUUCCUACUAUCGUGCCCAACCAGGCCCGCCAGUCUACGCAGCCUCCCGAAUUCCGCGCCGCCAAUCGAUCCGGUGGUGUCGAGUCCCGCACUAAUAACCUCGCCGUUAAUGCGGUCGCCCGCGCCGAGGCCAGGCAGACGAAGAACGAUCAGCGCGAGGCUGCCUACAUUGCCCGCCAGGGCACGGAUGGAGACGCAGAUGGAGACGUGGACGGACAGUCUUCCUUCCAAGACAACGUUUCCCGACUGAACCGCGUUUGGGCUGCCCAGGAGGCCCACCGCAUGCGAGCCAACAAAGAGGACGCCAAGAUCUAUAUGGGCAUCAAGUACGAGCGCAAGCAGACUGGCCCCUUCGAGGGCAAGCUCGUCUCCCAAGGAACCAUCAUCUCUAUUGACGGCGAGGACUAUGUGGAGUACCGCGUUCUUACCAAGCCCACCUUCUUUUAG